Molecule: messenger RNA, 861 nt
Organism: Penicillium argentinense
Lineage: Eukaryota; Fungi; Ascomycota; Eurotiomycetes; Eurotiales; Aspergillaceae
Product: Velvet factor
Exons: 1
Coding region: 1-861 (286 amino acids)
Source: RefSeq, a predicted model, not a curated record
AUGCAAACAGUACCUCGGACUAUUUUACAGACAUUGGAGAAAGCCAUUGAGAGCCUCGACGGCCACACCCCAGCGGGCACAUCUCCGUCCAUUUCGCACCUACAGGCGCCAGUGGGAUUCCGUAAUAGGCUUAGCCUCCCUGCGGCUGCCUCUAUACUGCGGCCAUCCCACAACAAAGCUCUGCCCUCCUCAUCCAUCUUCGGUUUACUCUUCAAGCUUUCCAACGGAAAUCAAAACGCAACCAUGGAUCUCAACCUUUCCCCGCGUUCGAUUCCCUUCUCGAGCACCCCUGCCGAUGGCCUUCCUGAGAUGGCUCCACUCAACUCUACGAGUGCAACCAUGUUCGAAGACGCGUCUGUCCCGCACCAAGUCCAGGGCUCUGACUUCGAACUUGUCAUCCGUCAGCAACCUGAUCGGGCGCGCGUCCUGGGAGGCAAAAAGACGGGAAGUCACCUCAUCGACCCUCCCCCGAUUGUCCAAGUCCGGAUGCGAGACGAUGGGUCCGAUUUGGCACUGUACCUACAAAGUCGCUACUACUUUAUGGCCUGCAGCUUGCAUGAUGCUUCCGCCGAUCGUCCCGUGGUUGUCGCACCGAUGCCGCUCACUGGAACCCUCGUCUCUUCCCUUCGCCGACUGAAGGAUGACAAUAAUAAGGACGGAAGCUUCUGCGUCUUCGGCGACAUGACAGUCAAUAUCGAUGGUGAGUUCCGCCUCCAGUUUUCGAUGUUCGAGAUGCGCGACAAGCAAGCAAUCUUCCUAAAGUCCACCAUCUCAAACCGAUUCAGAGUCUGGCGUCGCAAGGAUUUCCCGGGCUACAUCCCGGCCACCCCCUCUCAUGCGUGUUUGCGACGCAGAAGGUAA